Molecule: messenger RNA, 1581 nt
Organism: Dacryopinax primogenitus
Lineage: Eukaryota; Fungi; Basidiomycota; Dacrymycetes; Dacrymycetales; Dacrymycetaceae
Product: MFS general substrate transporter
Exons: 6
Coding region: 1-1581 (526 amino acids)
Biological process (GO): transmembrane transport
Cellular component (GO): membrane
Molecular function (GO): transmembrane transporter activity
Source: RefSeq, a predicted model, not a curated record
AUGUCUGCCCCCGGCCCAAGUCCGAUCAUUGAGGACGUUAUCGACCCGAUCGAUGAGAAGAAAGAGUUGGAGGCGGAGGCUGGAGUCAAGGCCGUUCCUCACGACGAUCGCAGUGAUACGGAUACCACGGAUGUCGAUGACGCGCUCAAACUGGUUGGCAUUGAAGCUCGUCAAUUCGACGAGAAGUAUUACCGAAGGCUCCGUCGCAAGAUUGACUGGCACAUCAUGCCUAUCCUGAUCGCUGUGUACUUCACUCAGUUCCUAGACAAGAAUAUCCUGUCCUACGCGAGCAUCAUGGGCUUUCCUGUUACCGGCAUCUGGUAUAAUGAUGUCGCUCAAGCCUUCUAUAUGGGCUUCAUCGUAUGGAUGUUCCCUACUCAAUAUUUGGGACAGAAGUUCCCCUUGGCAAAAUACCUUGGUGCCCACAUUAUCAUCUGGGGUGUCCUUAUCUGCCUGCACGCAGUCUGCUACAACUUCUCCGGAUUCUAUGCGCUCCGUUUCUUCCUCGGGAUGCUGGAGGCCUGUGUGUCGCCUACGCUCAUCCUCAUUGUCAGUAUGUGGUAUAAGCAGAAUGAGCGAGCUUCACGUAUCGGCUGGUUCUAUGCGGGUAACAGCAGCACGUCUAUCAUUGGUGGCGCUAUUGCGUACGGCAUUACGAACUACAAUGGCCCCAUUGCGCAGUGGAAACUACUGUACAUCGUCCUUGGCAUCAUGGCUAUCGCCGUUGGUACUUGGGUUGUCCUAUUGCUCCCCGAUUCCCCUGUCACGGCUCGCUUCCUUACCGAAGAGGAAAGAAUCGCCGCCCUCGAACGCGUUCGUUUGGAUCAGGCCGGCACCCACAACAAGCACAUCAAGAAGUAUCAAGUCAGCGAGACGUUCAAAGACAUACGCACUUGGAUCAUGAUUCUGAUUAUCCUCUGUAUCGGCAUUCCAAAUGGCGGGAACAGUGCUUUUAACAACAUCAUUACGAAGAGCUUCGGCUGGACCAGUCAACAGGCACUCUUGCUCGGCAUGCCUUCGGGUGUGAUUGCAGGUGUUGCUGUGGUCGGUGCUGGUUAUCUAUCCGACUACUUUAAGGACCGUAUGACCCUCAUUCUCCUCUUCACGAUCCCCAACUUGGUGGGUAUGAUCAUCAUGACCACGAUGCAAUACUCGGGGCUUCGUGGUGUCCUCCAAUUCGCUUCGUACCUUGGAAGUCUCUCCGCCCCAGGCUUCCCUCUCUGCUACGCGUGGAACGCUAGCAAUAUGUCCGGUCAUACCAAGAAAGUCACCGCCAAUUCCGUGACCCUGUUUACGUUUGGCGCGGGAAGUGUAGUCGGGACGUAUAUCUUUUUACCUCAAGACGCCCCUGGCUACAUCUCCGGAAAAGCGGCUAUUGUAAUCCUGACCGCCAUCAUGAUGCUUUGCAAUGUACUCAUGGCUUGGAUUAAUGUUCGCGCGAACAGGCAAAAGCGGGCUCAGUUGGCCGCCAUGGCCCAGGAGAAGGGCUGGACUGAGGCAGACAUUGAGAGGGAGCGCGAGAAGGCUGCGUUCCUGGACUUGACGGACAAGGAGAACGUCUUCUUCACCUACACUCGGUGA